AGAGUGCGCAAAGUAGCUGUCAAACAAAAAGUCAAAAAUCUUUUAAGAAGAACGGGAGGACGACUGGCAGUGCAUCAGAAAUGAUUUUCAAUACUUAAUUUCGUUAGACUGGAGUUAUGUAUGCCUAUACGCAUUCGUUUGAAGAUAUUUUAUCUUGUUGUUUAAUAAACAGUACUUACGCUAACGUAAGACACUAUGGUGCAGUGUCAUCCGCCGUUGGAGUUAGAGGAAUUGCCAAAAGAAGACGAAGAAAGACUAGAAAAACUUUUUUCUAAAUUAGAUAAUGAUGGAAAUGGAAAGAUUGAUAUCCACGAUCUCUCCGUCGCCCUGAAGGAGCUGGCUCCACACAUCAAUCGAAGCUAUGCAGAGAAAUUCUUGGCAAAGUCCGGGAAGAAGGAUGCCGGCGAUGUCACUCUGUCCGAGUUCAUCCACUACGUCAGAGAGCACGAGAAAAAUCUCAUGCUGCAAUUCUCGCAUCUCGACAAGAAUAAAGAUGGAAAGGUGGAUCUGGAGGAACUUAUAUCUGCAUUCGCUGAUCUGGGCAUCGCCAUCGGUAGAAACGAAGCCACCAAUCUUCUGAAACGGAUGGACCAGGACGGCAGCUUGAAUAUCAGUUACGAUGAGUGGAGAGACUACCUGCUGUUGGCACCCGCCACUGAUAUCCACGCUCUCAUACACUUCUGGAGACAUUCCACAUACCUCGACAUUGGCGAGGAUAUGAACGUGCCAGAUGACUUCACACAGAGCGAACUGCAAACUGGCAAGUGGUGGCGACAUCUAAUGGCGGGCGGCAUAGCCGGCGCGGUCAGUAGGACGUGCACAGCACCGCUGGACAGGCUCAAAGUGUUCCUACAGGUUAAUCCUACAAGAGAGAACAUGAGCAAAUGUUUAGCAAAAAUGAUUAGCGAAGGCGGUAUAACCGGCCUAUGGAGGGGGAACGGUAUUAACGUGAUCAAAAUUGCGCCCGAGUCGGCUUUAAAGUUCGCCGCAUACGAACAAGUGAAAAGGCUGAUAAAAGGCGAGAGGAAAAAUCAGCCUCUGGAGAUACACGAGAGGUUCAUAGCCGGAGCUAUGGCGGGCGCUAUCAGUCAGACUGUGAUCUACCCAUUGGAGGUGCUAAAGACAAGAUUAGCUUUAAGGAAAACCGGACAGUACAGCGGUAUUAUGGACGCAGCUAAGAAAAUAUAUGUGCGCGAAGGUCUCAAAUGUUUCUACAAAGGAUACAUUCCAAAUAUAUUGGGCAUUGUGCCGUACGCGGGUAUAGAUCUCGCUGUCUACGAGACUCUGAAGAAGAAGUACAUUAGUAGAUAUCAAGCUAAUAAUGAACAGCCCGGCAUAUUGCUACUAUUGGCGUGCGGUAGUGCAUCGUGUACGUUGGGACAGGUCUGCUCUUAUCCUCUGGCACUCGUCAGGACGAGAUUGCAAGCGCAAGAGAAAGCGGCCAAAGUGUCAGAGGGCACCAUGCGCGGUGUAUUCCGCGAUAUAGUCCAGCGGGAGGGAGUGCGAGGCCUGUAUCGCGGCAUCACGCCUAACUUCAUCAAGGUGAUACCGGCCGUUUCGAUCUCGUACGUCGUGUAUGAGUACGCGAGUCGAUCGCUGGGCGUCAACAUGACGUGAUCGACCCCCACACCAAUAACAAUAGCCGACAUCACAUUCUAUCUUAAGCAUAUUAGCAAUUUUGUAUUUGAUUGUACAUAGCUCUCGUGUUAAGCGCUAUUAUUUAUUCGUGAACGUAUUACAAUUUGUAUUUGUAUUUUUAUUUUUUUUCUUGGCACCGAGAAAAAAGUAUCACCCCCGUAUGUCGUUGCGUUGGUUAAUUAAUUUAUUUUGAUACUUGUGGUAAAGAGACAUGGUUGCAUUUUAUUGAUGGAAAUUCAACUGAACUGAGUUUAAUUAUUGUUGUGAAUGUUUGACAGGCCGCGCCGAGUUGCGCGAGACGAUUCUGUGAUUAUAAUAAAUUAUGUAAUUUUUA
Messenger RNA from Diatraea saccharalis (sugarcane borer), 1972 nucleotides. The record is from the annotation of a GenBank genome assembly. Lineage: Eukaryota; Metazoa; Arthropoda; Insecta; Lepidoptera; Crambidae.